UUGUUAAUGAUUUCGGAUGCUGCAUAUAUUUCAAUAAUUAAUUUAAAAUCGCUUGCUUUGCCAAUCUCGACUGUGUCAUUCGAAAGCUGCAAUGAGAUUUUUUGAGAAUAAGUUCCCUGAGUAUAAAGAAGAUGUCAAGGUUGUGAUUGAUGUCUCAAAAUGGAUGCCUCAAGUCUGUCAAAUUGCAGAAUCCAUUUUGCAAGGGAUGCCUGCAACCCUUGAAAACUGUGAUGGUGGACUGUACGUUGGUAAUGCUGGAAUCGCUUACAUGUUUUAUUAUCUUGCACAAAAUGAAGCCUUCAAAGACAUGCGCUCAAUAUUUUUGGAGCGUGCCAUUAUCUAUUCUAAUAUUGCACAAGAACAUGUGGCCGCCUCACAACAAGACAAGGCAUCUUUCCUCCUUGGGGUGGCUGGUGUGCAUGCAGUUUCAGGUCUGAUUCAUGAAAACAUUGGCUCCACAAAAGAUGCGUCAAUUUUGUUAGAUAAAUUCUCAUCAAUAGCUGAUGUUUGUACUCCAAUGAACUUCCUUCGGUGUGGGUCAGAUGAGCUGUUUGUUGGCAGAGCUGGUUACCUUUGUGGCGUCAUGAACUUGCACCAGAAACUUGGCAGAAAGGUUGUGAGUGAUGCUGCUGUCCAGAAACUCUGUGAGGUCACGCUGGAGUCAGGCAGACAGUAUGCCAGCAGAACCCCAAACAUUCCUCUCAUGUAUGCUUACUACAACACCGAGUACUUGGGUGCAGCCCAUGGUCUGUCCUCUAUCCUUCAAAUGCUGCUGUGCUUCCCAUCCUUUGUGAAGUCAAGCCCUGACACUGAGGCCCUACUAAAGUCUGGCGUGGACUUCCUGCUGUCCCUGGAACAGGAGAAUGGCAACUUCCCACCCGCCAUGGACGAGGUGAAGUCCCGACGGCCCGACAAGGAGGAGCUGGUUCACUGGUGCCAUGGUGCCCCUGGAGUGGUUUACCUGUUGGCACGAGCGUAUCGUGUAUGGGGGGACGUGAAGUACUUGGAGGCGUGUCUUCGGUGCGGGGAGCUGACAUGGAAACGGGGCCUGCUGAAGAAGGGUCCCGGGAUCUGUCAUGGGGUAGCGGGAAGUGGAUAUGUAUUCCUACUUCUCUACAGGCUUACUGGAGAUGAGAAGCACCUUUACCGGGCCUUGAAGUUUGCGGAGUUUCUGUUCAGUCAUGAAUUCCAGGGGGCCAGGAUUCCUGAUAGCCCCUACAGCCUUUACGAGGGGUGGGCGGGAACUGUCUGCUUCCUGGCUGACCUUCUCCAGCCUCAGAAUGCAGAGUUCCCGCUCUUCAAUGUUUUCCUUGAGUGAUGAUGCUUCCUAUCAUGUAAUGUCAUUUCUUCAGUGAUGUAAGUUGCAGAUGUGAUGACGCUUCCCUAAAUGAUGACGUUUUCUUGCUGCUUGAUGUCUCUUUAAGUGAUGACGCUGCACCUGUAGUAAUGUCAUUUUGUUUAGUGCUGACGCUGCAUCCUUGAUGAUGCUUCCUAUAAAGAGAUUACGAUUCCUGAAGAUAUGAUGCAUCCUGUUAAGAGAUUACAUUUCCUGGAUGCUUCAUGUCAAGAGAUAAUGUUUCCUGGAGAGAUGAUGACU
Messenger RNA from Mya arenaria, 1597 nucleotides. RefSeq names its product lanC-like protein 3. Bases 92 to 1318 code for a protein of 408 amino acids. Gene Ontology annotation, cellular component: plasma membrane. Gene Ontology annotation, biological process: carbohydrate metabolic process; peptide modification. The transcript has 5 exons. The record is from RefSeq and is a predicted model, not a curated record. Lineage: Eukaryota; Metazoa; Mollusca; Bivalvia; Myida; Myidae.